Tupaia belangeri chinensis (Chinese tree shrew) is the source of this 2223-nucleotide messenger RNA. It is a transcript of the gene GDE1, whose product is annotated as glycerophosphodiester phosphodiesterase 1. Bases 146 to 1234 code for a protein of 362 amino acids. The record is from RefSeq and is a predicted model, not a curated record. Gene Ontology annotation, biological process: ethanolamine metabolic process; phospholipid metabolic process; N-acylethanolamine metabolic process. Gene Ontology annotation, molecular function: glycerophosphodiester phosphodiesterase activity. Gene Ontology annotation, cellular component: plasma membrane. Lineage: Eukaryota; Metazoa; Chordata; Mammalia; Scandentia; Tupaiidae. The transcript has 7 exons.
UGUCCGCCGCCGCCAUUGUGCGGCGCUGGUCCCCGGAGAGGGAACCAGCUGCGGCCAUCGCCUCCGGCUCCGCUCGCUUCUCGCUUUCCUGCCCCCGGAGCCCGGCGGGUCCGGGACUCCGGUCCGUGCCGGUGCGGGCGCCGGCAUGUGGCUGUGGGAGGAACAGGGGGGCCUCCUGGGCCCCUUCUCUUUCCUGCUGCUGCUGUUGAUGGUGGUAACGCGCAGCCCCUUCAAUGCCUGUCUGCUCACCGGCUGCCUCUUCGUCCUGCUGCGCCUCUUCAGCUUUGAGCCGGUGCCCUCCCGCAGGGUCCUGCAGGUGCUCAAGCCCAAAGGCCGCGUCUCCGCCAUCGCCCACCGCGGAGGCAGCCACGAUGCGCCCGAGAACACGCUGGCGGCCAUUCGGCAGGCACUCAAGAGGAGAGGACUAGGAAGAGCGCCUCAGCACGGAGUACCUGCAUGGCAGUCUGGGCCAGUGAUAUGCGUCACGGUACCUUUGAGGGCAGCUAAGAACGGAGCAACAGGCGUGGAGUUGGACAUUGAGUUUACUGCUGAUGGGAUCCCUGUCUUAAUGCAUGACAACACAGUAGAUAGGACAACCGAUGGCACUGGUCGAUUGUGUGACUUGACGUUUGAACAAAUUCGGAAGCUUAAUCCUGCAGCAAAUCACAGACUCAGGAAUGAUUUCCCUGAUGAAAAGAUCCCUACCCUGAGGGAAGCCGUUGCAGAGUGCCUAGCCCAUAACCUCACAAUCUUCUUUGAUGUCAAAGGCCAUGCAAAUAUGGCUACCGAUGCUCUAAAGAAAAUAUAUAUGGAAUUUCCUCAACUAUACAAUAAUAGUAUGGUCUGCUCUUUCUUGCCAGAAGUUAUCUAUAAGAUGCGACAGACGGAUCAGAAUGUGAUAACAGCUUUAACCCACAGACCGUGGAGCCUCAGCCACACAGGCGACGGGAAGCCACGCUACGACAGUGUGUGGAGACUGUCUGUGUUUGUGCUGUUGGACAUUCUGCUCGACUGGAGCAUGCAUAACAUCCUGUGGUACCUGUGCGGGAUCUCGGCUUUCCUCAUGCAGAAGGAUUUCGUAUCACCGGACUACGUGAGGAAGUGGUCAGCUAAAGGGAUCCAGGUCGUCGUUUGGACUGUUAACACCUUUGACGAGAAAAGCUACUAUGAAUCCCAUCUUGGUUCCAGCUACAUCACCGACAGCUUGCUGGAAGACUGUGCGCCUCAGUUCUAGACUUUGACCUCUGGAGAGGACGCACAGGCUCAGAAGCUGCCUGCUGGCCUCGUGCAGGGGUGUCAAAAUACCCUCUGUGCUCGCCCAUGCCCCGGGGGAUCAGGUGCCUCCCAUGAGCAAUAGUCAGUAAUUGCGUUUUCACCUGAUCCAAAGCAAAACACGUGUCGCCAUGAAGCUCGCCCAAGUUCAACACUGUUGCCCUUGAAAAUCUGGGUCUGCGAAAAGGCACAACAGCGAGGCCUGACCUAGCCGAGUCCCACACCAAGACCCAGUGAGGAUAAGCACAGAUUGAGUUGUGCAGUUCGGGGUGCAGGUGCAAAUGCAUGGGACAUGCAUGAUCACUCAGAACUUGCCACACUUAAGUCAUUGACUUCUUUCAAAUAUUCGUGUUCAGCUGUGUUAAUGUACUGUAGACAUCAAACUCGUGAACCAUACUAAUAAAAUCAUUAAAAGGAACACUAGGGGAGUACUGUGUACCACACAUCUUAGCCUAAAGCCUAAGGAAUUGGGGAGGCUGCUGUGUGCAAUCCAGUGAGGUCUCAGUGCGCAACAGGGAAAAUGGUAGCAAAGUCUUGAAUUCAACCUGAGUCGUUUAUGGUCAUUUAUCUUGAGAUAACUGCUACACACCACCAGGGGGCAGCAUUCCACUUUCAGGCUUACUAAGAAGCUCGGCAGCAAGUGAUCACAGUAAGGUUAUCAUAAUUCAGUGAUCAGUUAGGACUAGAAGAAACUUCCAUCUAGGCUUAUCCUUUGUUUUCUAAAAACAAAACAAAACAAAAAAAACCCAAAACCCGUGGGAGGCUGGGUCUGUCUCAAAAACCACAUAGGUGGUGACACAGCAGAGGCUGAUACGCAACCAGAAUUGCUCACGUGUACCUUCACAUGCAUUAUCUUAUUCAACCCUCUCAGAAAUCCUAGUGGGGUGAUAUUCCCUUUUUUCUCAUGAAGAAACUGAGACAUUGCAGAAUUAAAGUCUCUUAUUCAAGGUC